This is a messenger RNA of Oncorhynchus mykiss (rainbow trout), 2330 nucleotides long. RefSeq names its product lens fiber major intrinsic protein-like. The record is from RefSeq and is a predicted model, not a curated record. NCBI's taxonomy places the organism in Eukaryota, Metazoa, Chordata, Actinopteri, Salmoniformes, Salmonidae. Gene Ontology annotation, cellular component: plasma membrane. Gene Ontology annotation, molecular function: water channel activity. Gene Ontology annotation, biological process: water transport; transmembrane transport.
UUUUAAACUGUUUGUCUUCCAACUGAUUGGCUCAGUGAGACGACGUUUAGGUCAGCCCAGCUAGCUGACUGCCAAAGGGAAAUCACUUUUUUUUUUUUUUUUGCAUCUGAAACAGUGCAAAAAGAUCACUUAGACCUUUAAAAGGUACAAGCUUUUUCCAGAUUCACCCCAACAACUUUUUUCCCCAAGAACAUUUUCCUUCGGAGGAGCGUCCAGUGAACGGCCAGCAUGUGGGAGUUCCGGUCCAUGGCGUUUUGGCGGGCGGUCUUCGCUGAGUUCUUCGGUACCAUGUUCUUUGUGUUUUUCGGCAUAGGCGCUGCGCUGCGCUGGACCACUGGGCCUCACCACAUCCUGCACGUAGCUCUGUGCUUCGGCUUGGCGGCUGCCACCAUCAUCCAGUCCAUCGGCCACAUCAGUGGCGGCCACAUUAACCCGGCCGUCACCUUCGCCUAUCUGGUAGGCUCCCAGAUGUCCCUGUUCCGCGCUUUUUUCUACUGGGCUGCCCAAUUUCUGGGGGCCGUGGCCGGGGCCGCCGUGCUCUAUGGGGUCACCCCAAAAAACAUGAGGGGCAACAUGGCUCUCAACAUGCUGCAGCCUGGCAUCAGUCUGGGCAUGGGCACCACAGUGGAGGUGUUUCUGACCAUGCAGCUGGUGAUUUGCAUCUUUGCCGUGACGGAUGAGAGGAGGAACGGACGCAUGGGCUCUGCUGCCCUGUCCAUCGGCUUCGCUGUCACAGUCGGACACCUCAUGGGGAUGUACUACACUGGUGCUGGAAUGAACCCUGCUAGAUCUUUCGCCCCUGCUGUACUCUUCAGGAACUUUGUCAACCACUGGGUGUACUGGGUGGGUCCCAUGAUAGGAGGUGCUAUGGGAGCUCUUCUGUACGAUUUCAUGCUGUUUCCCCGCAUGCGCGGUCUUUCUGAGCGCCUGGCCACACUGAAGGGCAGCCGACCCCCCGAGACGGAGACCCAGCAGGACGCCCGCGGGGAGCCCAUCGAGCUCAAGACACAAGCCCUAUAAGCCUGUCCCUAUCUGGGGACGGGGAUGAGGGACAGGCCCUGUGUCGACCAACCCCCGUGCUACCCCCAACCCGUCAACACACACACACACACUCACUCACACAGACUCACUAACUAACACACAGACACACACACUCACAUUGAGACACACUGACUAAACAUGCAGAUUCAGACGUGUAUUUAUACACAAACUGUACACACACUCAUACACACCCAUACACAGACAGGUUCACAACCUUCAACCUCAACAUGCAACGAGACUUCUCUCCCUCCAACCUCACUCUGUAUACUGAAUUGGACAUUGUGUUUGAUAGAGGCGAACAGGGAGGGCCCGAUCCACAUAGACACAAGGACCAGACCUGUCACAACAGAAGCAUGUGGGUGAGGUGUAGGUGGGCACCCACUGGGCACAGACGUCAAUUCCCACAUUGGUUCCACGUCGUUUCAUUGAAAUGACGUGGAAACAACGUUGAUUCAACCAGUGUUUGCCCAGUGGGGAUGUAGGUAUGGGUGGGGUAAGAGGUAAGGGCAUGGGUGGGCUUUGGGCAGGUAAGGGUAUAGGAUAGAGGGGUUGGGGUGAGGAUAGAGGGGCAACAGGUUUUUAGUCGGAUAGGGUUGUGUUAGAUCAGUGAAGAUGGGCAUGCUUUUUCAUUAUGCAUCUGAUUUAUCGCUCUCAAUUUUUUUCCAGUUGUUUUCUGCACUUCAGACACAAGACGUGGAUGUAUGAUACCAUUAGAUUUUUACCAGGGUUUCAUUUUUCAAAUCACUUCAAUUUAUCUCUGUGUGCGUGCGUGUGUGUGUGUGUGCGUGCGUGCGUGCGUGUGUGCGUGCGUGAGUGUGGGUGCUUCUACAGUAUGUGUGUGUGUGAGUGAGAGUGAGUGCGUGUGUGCCUGUUUGUGCGUGAGUGUGUUUGCCAGUGAGUGUGCGUCCGUAUGUGAAUUCGUGUUUAAUCGAGUUCGCAGAAACAGUACUUUUCAUUUUGUUUUCUUUUCAUGACCACUCUCCUGUUCGUAUCAUGAUUAUCUUUCAUUACGUUAUCAAUUUUUAAGACAUAUAACUUAUCCUCCCCUCACUGUGGUAUUUGCUAUGAUAUUCAUUUUUACACAAAUCAUCUGCUUUUUUGUUCAGAAAAAGAAAAAAAAAGAAUUUUAAAGGAAAUGUUGUAUCCCAAACCGGACUGAUUCCUCUCACUACAGAAUGGCUGCGUAAGCUUUUCAUGAAGUCUCCUUUUAUGAUUUGAUCUUUAAUGUCAGCAUAAGGCAGUUUAAACCAUAUUUAAAUGAAAAUAAACCAAAAAAACUUGAUACAAAA